AUGACCGAGGGCAACAAGCCCCUCGCAGGCAUCGGCGAUAAGGUGCUGAGCCUCGAGAUUGUUGUCAGUAGCGUCAACGCCGGCAACCCUAUUGGCAAGAGAUCCGCACUCCUCACGACGCAAACCUGCAACGCGCGCCUCACCGCCAUCUGUGACGCCACAGGCCUGGCGGCCUACAUCAAUGGCAACCCGUCGCAGCACGGCUUCGUGUCCCCGCGCACCCGGGCCGAUACCGUCGAGGCGGUCAUCGGGCCGCGUUCCGCGAUGGCGGACUGGAAGCUGCGCAGGCGGUCGUGCGCAACUUGGGGCUGCUCUGACUUCUUUGGUCAACCGGUACAUCGUCGCACCAGAUACUCCAGCUCUUUGUGA
This is a messenger RNA of Anthostomella pinea, 369 nucleotides long. The record is from the annotation of a GenBank genome assembly. NCBI's taxonomy places the organism in Eukaryota, Fungi, Ascomycota, Sordariomycetes, Xylariales, Xylariaceae.